Messenger RNA from Dendroctonus ponderosae (mountain pine beetle), 685 nucleotides. RefSeq names its product putative fatty acyl-CoA reductase CG5065. Gene Ontology annotation, biological process: long-chain fatty-acyl-CoA metabolic process. Gene Ontology annotation, molecular function: alcohol-forming very long-chain fatty acyl-CoA reductase (NADP+) activity. The record is from RefSeq and is a predicted model, not a curated record. Gene Ontology annotation, cellular component: peroxisome. NCBI's taxonomy places the organism in Eukaryota, Metazoa, Arthropoda, Insecta, Coleoptera, Curculionidae.
AAAUUCGCCAAAAGCUGGGGAGAGGCUUUGGCAAUGGGCAGGAAACACUUUUACGACUACCCUUUCAGCGUAUGCUUGUGGUAUCCUGGAGGCAACAUCAAAUCCACAUACUUAGCGCAUGCAAUAGCCGUCUUCUUUUUGCAUCUGAUCCCUGCUUACCUGGUGGAUUUUCUCAUGUACCUAACCAACAACAAACCCUUUUUAGUUCAGACUCAGAAGAGGAUCCAAAAUGGCCUGAGCGUACUCCAAUACUACACGACCCGGCCCUGGAACUUCAGCAAUGAGAAGCUCCAUCAGGUGUCUGAGGGUUUGAGUGAUAGAGACAGGGCCAUUUUCUAUUUGGAUGAGGGCCAGAUUAUCAACGACGACUACAUGAAGAGUUACAUUUUGGGGGCCCGAAAAUACUGCGUCCACGAGGAGCCCGAAACCAUUCCGUAUGCCAGAAAAGUGCUUAAAAGGCUCUACUAUCUAGACGUCCUGACAAACAUGCUUCUCAUCUGCUUAUUGGCGUGGGGUUUUUACCUGUUGGUUGUCAACUUCGCCUCGGGCCUUAAUUUGGCUGGAACGAUCCCAAAUAAGCCUCUCAAAGAUCUCAAUCUGAAAGCAGAGGCCAGUUUUGCCAAUACGUAGUUAAUUUUAUCUGUUAUUUUUGUAUUUUUGCAUUAAAUAAUGUUGUAUAUACUUU